AUGGGAGGGGGGCUAUGUCCAAGAAUGGACACUGCAGGUUUGUGCACAAGAUUGUCAAGUUCAUGGAAAAAUAUGGAGAAAGGUCUGAAUGAUGCGGUCUCAAAGAGCAAAGUUGGCAAAUACUUCAAGCUGGAUGCAAGAAAGAGCAGUUUCACUAAAGAGCUACGUGCUGGCACUGCCACUUUCCUCACCAUGGCGUAUAUCAUCACUGUUAAUGCUACCAUUCUAGCCGACUCUGGUGGUACCUGCUCCGUUGCUGACUGCUCUGCUCCGGUGAACCAAACGGUUGCUCCAGACUGCAUGCUUAAACCUAAUCAAGGUUACCAAAGCUGUCUCGAUAAAACCAAGAGUGACCUUAUUGUAGCUACUGUUCUAUCAGCCAUGAUAGGGUCGUUUGCUAUGGGAAUUUUCGCAAAUCUGCCUUUGGGCUUGGCCCCAGGUAUGGGUCCUAACGCUUUUGUAGCGUAUAAUUUGGUAGGGUUUCAUGGUUCUGGGUCUAUUUCUUACAAGACUGCAAUGUCAAUAGUCUUGGUUGAAGGUUGUGCCUUUUUCGCAAUUUCUGCUUUUGGGCUUAGAGAAAAGUUUGCUAGGGUCAUACCGAAACCAGUCCGGCUCUCUUGCGCAGCCGGCAUCGGGCUUUUCAUCGCUUUUGUGGGCUUGCAAGUCCAUCAAGGCGUGGGCCUCGUUGGACCUGAUGAGUCCACGUUGGUGACGGUGACGGCCUGCUCGGUCACAAAUCCAGUGACCGGAGAGUGCCUUUCCGGCAGAAUGCGGAGCCCUACAUUUUGGGUUGGCUCAGUUGGGUUGCUAAUUACGUGUUAUGGGUUAAUGAAGGAAAUCAAAGGCAGCAUGAUAUAUGGCAUUCUUUUCGUGACAUUAAUAUCAUGGAUUAGAGGAACUGCUGUGACAUAUUUCCCACAUACCGCACUUGGCGACAACAAUUAUAAGUACUUCAAGAAAGUGGUGGAUUUUCAUAAAAUCCAAUCCACAGCUGGGGCUAUAAGUUUCUCUAAUUUUAACACAAGUGAUGUUUGGUUGGCUUUAGUGACCUUAUUCUACGUAGAUAUGCUAGGCACCACUGGAAUACUGUACACAAUGGCAGAAAUUGGUGGAUUUGUGAACGAAGAAGGAAGUUUUGAAGGGCAGUACAUGGCAUUCCUUGUUGAUUCAGGGUCUACAAUUGUGGGAUCUACAUUAGGAGUUACAACAACCGCAACAUAUGUCGAAUCAUCUGCUGGGAUUAGAGAAGGGGGUAAAACAGGAUUAACUGCUGUUACUGUUGGUUUAUAUUUUCUUGUAUCGUUGUUUUUUACUCCUUUGUUAACUAGUGUACCACCUUGGGCUAUAGGACCAUCACUAGUGAUAGUUGGGGUUAUGAUGAUGAAGGUGGUGAAGGAUAUCAACUGGGAUAACAUUAAGGAAGCAGUGCCUGCUUUUAUGACCAUGCUUCUCAUGCCACUAACUUACUCCAUAGCAAAUGGGAUUGUUGGUGGGAUUGGACUUUACAUUGCUCUUAGCUUGUAUGAUUAUAUUGUGAGGUUCAUGAAGUGGUUAACCAGGAUGAGGAGAAUGGUAGUGAAAGAACGAAACCAAGUGUGUGCUACAGCUGCUGUAGAUCUUGCAAUUGAAGUAAUUUAA
This is a messenger RNA of Dovyalis caffra, 1638 nucleotides long. Lineage: Eukaryota; Viridiplantae; Streptophyta; Magnoliopsida; Malpighiales; Salicaceae. The record is from the annotation of a GenBank genome assembly.